AUGGCUGGCCACAGGCUGCAGGCGACCGCUCUCUGUCUCCUGGCGCUGGCGCUCUGCGCCUCCGCCACCUCGGGCGGCUACGGCUACUACGGCCACAGGCGGCUUACCCAGGCCAGCGGCUUCCACCGUGACCUGCUGAGCUAUUACUACGGCGGCCACAGGCGGCUGUCGUCGUACUACUAUGGAGCAAGGGCCUCCACCGCCGCCUUCCCGCUGCCUGCCGGUCGUGCGCUGGAGGAGCGGCAGCCGGAAACGCCCUGCCAUCGGGACAUUGUGCACCGCUAG
Messenger RNA from Chlorella variabilis, 285 nucleotides. RefSeq lists its product as hypothetical. The record is from RefSeq and is a predicted model, not a curated record. The transcript is spliced from 4 exons. The coding region runs from base 1 to 285 and encodes 94 amino acids. NCBI's taxonomy places the organism in Eukaryota, Viridiplantae, Chlorophyta, Trebouxiophyceae, Chlorellales, Chlorellaceae.